Candidozyma auris is the source of this 399-nucleotide messenger RNA. Its product is annotated as mitochondrial 54S ribosomal protein uL14m. The record is from RefSeq and is a predicted model, not a curated record. The transcript has a single exon. Gene Ontology annotation, cellular component: ribosome; mitochondrial large ribosomal subunit. Gene Ontology annotation, molecular function: structural constituent of ribosome; large ribosomal subunit rRNA binding. NCBI's taxonomy places the organism in Eukaryota, Fungi, Ascomycota, Pichiomycetes, Serinales, Metschnikowiaceae. Bases 1 to 399 code for a protein of 132 amino acids. Gene Ontology annotation, biological process: translation.
AUGAUCUACUUGAAGUCGCUUCUUAACGUCAUCGAUAACUCAGGCGCUCAAGUUGUCGAAUGUAUCAAGGUACUUCGUCACGGUCCUAAGAAUUUCGGGAGAGUCGGUGACCAGAUCACCGUUGUGGUAAAGGAGGCUAGACCUCUUUCAUCUGCCAUCACAGGACAAAGUUCCAGCAACAGAGUCAAGCGAAGGGAUAUCUGCCGAGCCGUUAUUGUGAGAACUAAAGCACCAUUUAGAAGGCCUGACGGCUCCGUUGUUCGUUUCGACGACAACGCUUGUGUAUUGAUAAAUCAGAAUGGUGAGCCUUUGGGAUCAAGAAUAUCCUCCGUUGUGGCCAAGGAGUUGAGGGAUUUGCAAUAUAAUAAGAUUGCCACACUUGCGCCUAAAACCUUCUGA